AUGCAGGCACUCUCACUCUCCCAGCAGAUCGCCGCUGUGGUGGUUGAAUCGAGCGCAUUUCUCAGCUCGCUCCCCUUCCCUGCCCAGCAUGUCCGCAAGGCAUCCUCCAUGGUCCAAGCCUCAACAGCGAGGACAUCAGCCAACUCGGCUGCAGCUGCAGCAGCGACCAAUGGAGCCCACAGAUGGGUACAUGUUCCGGAAUGUCUAAAAGUGGCCGCCUCCGAAGGCAAUGUCCUGUCAUUGUCUACGUUGCACCAAGCCGUUGCUGCGCUGGAAAAACAACCUGGCGCUGCUGUUACUUCUGCCCAUGUCGAGUCUCUCUUGCAUAAAGUCAAAGGUCAGCUCGGGCAGGCACGUCGACGUCUUCAAAGUGCUUCUGGAGUGUCGACUGUUAACAGCCAGAGUUUCGUCCGUCAAACCACAGGAACCGGAUCUCGUCAAUAUUCCUCGUUUCGAUACAUCAAUCACCGGAAGCUGCAGAAGCUCGAAACGGAAGCCAUGACAAAUCCCAACAAUGCAGCUGCUCAGACAGAGUUCUACAAGGAACUGUUGCGAGUUGACGACUAUUCAGGAAUCAUCUCUCGCUUCGAGUCUGGAAAGUUUGCCAGCUCAGAGGCAUCUCUCCAAUACUAUGCAGUCGCUCUGGCACGGACGAAUCAAGCAGAGCAAAUUGUCCCAAAGAUCAUGCAGCGACUUCAGCGCCAGCCCUUGGCAACCGAAUCCGAGGCAUUGGUCAAUACCGUUGGUCAGGGCGUGCGUCGGACAAACCCAAUGGCAUUGUCGGAAAACGCAGCUACCAACGGAAGCGCCUUUGUCGCAGAGUCCCUUGCCGGUGCAGGAAACAAAGGAAAUCCUAUUUAUGUUGUUAUGGAUGAUAGCAAGACGUCCAAGGGCUUCAUGCUGUGGAGAGGCCUUCGCUGGCUAGGAAUCACGGUGACCUAUGCUUUUUGCAUCCUCACUUUCUUGUCGUUGGUGUUUGAAAACUCGGGAUUGUUGAAACCCGCUCCCAGCCAGACAGAGUACGAGCCAUCCGCCGACAACAAUGUCAAGUUCACAGAUGUUCAGGGCGUCGACGAGUCCAAGCAGGAGCUGGAGGAAGUAGUCGAGUUCUUGAAGGACCCCAACAAGUAUAACCAGUUGGGAGGCAAGCUGCCAAAGGGUGUGCUCUUGACAGGACCACCAGGAACAGGAAAGACCAUGCUGGCUAGAGCUGUUGCUGGUGAGGCUGGCGUUCCCUUCUUCUUUAUGAGUGGAUCCGAGUUUGACGAGAUGUACGUCGGUGUCGGUGCCAGACGUGUCCGCGAGCUCUUUGCUGCUGCAAGGGCAAGAGCACCGAGUAUUGUGUUUAUUGACGAGUUGGAUGCCAUUGGAGCCAGGCGUAACCCCAAGGAUCAGACAUACAUGAAGCAGACGCUCAACCAAUUGCUCGUCGAGCUCGAUGGGUUCUCACAAACGGAAGGUGUUAUUAUUAUUGCGGCGACCAACUUUCCUGAACUGCUGGACAAAGCGUUGGUUCGCCCAGGACGUUUCGACCGCCAUGUGAAUGUCCCUUUGCCCGAUGUCCGCGGACGCAUGCAGAUCUUGAAGCACCAUCUCAAGAACAUCAACGCCAGUUCUACAGUGGAUAUCUCUGUGAUUGCAAGAGGAACCCCAGGAUUCUCUGGAGCCGAUCUUGCCAACUUGAUCAACCAGGCGGCUAUCCAGGCGUCUCGCGAAGGAGUCUCAGAGGUCGGUAUCAAGCAGUUUGAGCACGCUAAGGACAAGAUCUUGAUGGGAGUCGAGCGUCGCAGUCAGGUUGUCACCAUGGAGUCCAAGAAGCUGACAGCCUACCACGAAGGUGGCCACGCGCUGGUGGCUCUUUUUACCCCGGGAGCGAUGCCACUGCACAAGGCCACGAUCAUGCCACGAGGAAAUGCGCUCGGAGUGACGGUUCAGCUGCCCGACAUGGACAAGGAUAGUUUCACGAGGAAAGAGUACUUGGCUCAGCUGGAUGUUGCGAUGGGAGGACGUGUUGCGGAGGAAAUGAUCUUUGGUGGCGACAAUGUUACCAGUGGGUGUUCGAGCGAUAUUGUUCAUGCGACUAGGGUAGCCAAAGCCAUGGUGACACAGUUCGGCAUGAGCGAGAAGGUCGGGCCUGUGGCGCAUAGCGAAGAGGACAUGAUGGUUCUGUCGGCUUCGACGAAGCAGAUGAUUGAGUCGGAGACAAAGUCGUUGCUUGAGGCAGCUCAGGCGCGUGCGACACUAUUGCUCAAGACGCACAAGGAAGAGCUUCAUCGUUUGGCCAAGGCCCUGGUGGAGUAUGAGACUUUGACGCAGGAAGAGAUCCGUCGUGCCAUUGAAGGAAAGCCCAUCGUGCGGUAG
Molecule: messenger RNA, 2361 nt
Organism: Linnemannia hyalina
Lineage: Eukaryota; Fungi; Mortierellomycota; Mortierellomycetes; Mortierellales; Mortierellaceae
Source: the annotation of a GenBank genome assembly